This is a messenger RNA of Pyricularia oryzae 70-15, 2235 nucleotides long. RefSeq lists its product as uncharacterized. NCBI's taxonomy places the organism in Eukaryota, Fungi, Ascomycota, Sordariomycetes, Magnaporthales, Pyriculariaceae. Bases 119 to 1750 code for a protein of 543 amino acids. The transcript is spliced from 2 exons. The record is from RefSeq and is a predicted model, not a curated record.
CUCCUACCUUGGGUAUAUACCUACCUACGCAAUGGACAUGGUCGUCUGCCUAUGACAGUCUCUCGACUUGUUGGAUAUAAAGAUCUUGCCAUACGCACAGCAUGACCACACCACUUCGAUGUCUGGGCGGUAUGAACCUACCUCCAACUCAUAUUCUCGUGCUACUUCUUUCAUGUCCAACCCUCCCACAACAGGUCUGAGACAACUCAACCUCCGCGGCAUGGCUCCCACCACGAGAGCACAGGCUAUCCGUCGUCUCGCCGAGGCCGGGGCAUUGGCAGGUGAGUACUCUGAUACUGGUGAUUCGGACAGUGACUUUGAGGGCGAAGAUCCAGAUCAGAUAGUUCGCUCCCCCUUCACCGGUCUGCUUUACGACAUCAGCCGGCUGCCAACUCAAGAUUCAAGUCAAGGCACCAGCCACAGCUUCGUCGUGCCCGACCAGUUGGGUCAGGACCGAGACGCACAAGGGCAUAUCAGGGAGCUCUUUAGCGAGUUGCGCUGGCACGAGACACCACCAGUCAGCCUCCACUUCACAGGAGUCGAUGGAGGCCAUCAGUUCUAUGCUUUUCAGCUAAGGGAGUUCACCCCGCUGUCCAUUCGUAUCGGCACUCCAGACAGCAAGUGGCCUGGACCGCAGUGCAUCUGCAAAAACCGCAAGCCUUGCCAGCAUCUCCUAUGGCUAUAUGACGCCAUAGCAAAGCUGACCCUCUACGGGCACGACCAGGCGGAGCCUCUCAAGGUCGAGGCCGAUGGUUCCAUUCCUGCACUUGGAAAUCUCUUCCAGAGGAUUGCCGACUACCGUCUCAACCUGCUGACCGACGGCUUACACUCGGCCGUCGGCAGCCACGAGGCAUAUCGCGCCCCGCCUUGGGUUCGCGUCGAUGAAGUCAACCAGAUACUGUCUGCAUUCGACGAGACAGACGACGAGGAGCAAAACAAUAUCAACAGGAACAAGAGGCGACAGCAGAAAAUCGGAGCACCGCGCAGCCACGGCGAAAAGCGCAACCUACGCGAAACAGUGCGGGCGCUGCUCGAGCGCAACAACGAAGUCUUUUCCAUCUUUCUCAACCUGCUCUCGCCGCGCGAACGAGCACGCAACCCCUACGCGCGCCUGCAGGCCCGCGUCGACCGCAUCCUGCACGAGCUGGACCGCUACUCCGAGUCGCUGUCGGACCGGGACGCGGCGAGGCAGCGGGUCGCGAUGGGUGCGGACCUCGAAGGCACCUGCGACGUCGCGUGGGCGGCCAGGCACGUCCUGGGCGCGGUCGGGCAGGUCAAGAGCGAGCUGCUCCGGGGCGACGGGGCCCAGGAGUGGGAGAGGGGCGACGCGGCGCGGGCGCUGGUCUACAUACUCCGCAAGAUCGUGUUCGAGCACGACGAGGACAAGCAUGGUGGCGCUGCCGCCGAGGAUAGGAAUCUAUACGCCACGCUGGUCGGCGGGCGGGCCGCUUCUGGGUUUGUGGUGGAUGUGUUGGAGUUGAUUCCGGACCAGACACAAUAUAUCGACGAGUUGGAAGACGUCAAGAGAGAGAUCAGGGCCAAACGACGCGUGAACAAGACGUGGUUUGCCAAGCUGGAGCAGGUCAUCCGGCUGAUGCGGGAGAGCGUCGUGCGCGAGGACGACAGGGAAAAAGGCAGGGCUGUCGGCGGAGUUGCCUACCCUCCCCUGUCGAGAUCUGGCGCCGGCGUCGGAUCCAGCGCGAGAUCCAGCCUCAGUGCGGGCUCCAAGAGGCGGUGGGAGGACGACUGAGCUAGCCAGGGCAGGCCCCUUGACUACGUUUGUUAGUGAACAUGGUUUGCUGCGUGUUGUUCUACUGCCUUGCGCAUCCCCUGGCUGGGAUGUAGGGGCUAGUGGAGGUAUUACAUUUUGCUUGAAGCCGGAACGACUAGACUAAAGACUGCCAUAGACCGGCGGGACCGACCUUCUCACUGUUUCUUUCGAGCUUUUUUUUUCCAAUCCCUGUCAGGGAGAUGAAGAAUCGUCUCAACUCAACCACUUCCAAAGACCACCAUUGGGAGAGAUUCAAGGUGAAUCUCGAGUCUAUAGAACUCGCCACAAUAAUAUUUCUCUUGGCUGGCCACGAAUAACAUGUAAAACCCUCCCAAAUUCCAGGCACACAUCAUAGACAAUGAGUUUGAGAGCAGAAGAGAAGGACUUACGCGCCCAAGCCGAAAGCGGCAGGCCGUUGCUCACCACCAACGACCAGGUGCUGAAAACUGCAUUCAUCUACAUGG